UGGCCUACGUAAAUCAAUGUCAGUGUUAAGUACAUUUGUCAAUAUUGAAUAAAUAAAGAGAAUAUAGAAAAAAAUAAAGUAAUUUUCUAAAAAGUAAAUGUAAUUUAAGCAAAACUGCACGUUCAUAAGUUAAUAUGAAUAAAAAGAUCCACAAUAGGAUAAGUAUUACAACGAGUACGCCAGGAGGGACUUACAACGACGCAGUUACAUCCACUGAAAGCCAGCGACUGCAGGAUGGAGAACCGACCAGGGAGAUUGCGCAACCGACGUAUGCAUCACGGUUUUGGUUCUUUAAUUACCUUAAAAUGUGCUCCUUUCGAUUAACAAACGACCUAUACAUAUCGUUCAUGACGUAUUGGUACCCCGACCGCGAGAUUUUACCGGCUCAUAUCGUGAAUCUAAUGCAAGUGCAAAGCAGGCUCCGCGCAGAACGCGAGUCGCACGCGGUCACUCUCAGCAGUUCCAGAGAACAAGGGGAGGAAACUUCGCCAGUUUCAUUGAGAAACUUCUUCAACGCACUUACGUACUAUGUUCUUUCCAGCGAAGAUGAGGUGGGCGUCCACUUUACGCCUAGAGAUCUCGAUUUCCUUGGAAGUGACCGUGAGCCAAUGUUCGUCCUUGUGGACUCAAGCUGCAUCAGUGAUCCAAGUUCUAAGGAACUGCUUAUCGACAAUGGGUUUCACGCCAGAGAUACGGUUUUGACGAAAUACCUAAAUAACAACGGUGCGCCUGUUGACUUGCCGUCAACCAGCACCGAUCUCAGAAAUGAAUUGGUACCGCCGCUGCUGAGAGGAACCGAUUCGUCUGAUGAAAUGCAAAUGAUAGACAUUAACCUUCAAAGUGAUAACGAACUAUUGAUUGGUGACUCUGACUGUGACAAUGAUUCCAUAGUGAUAUCUUACUUGAGAAAUAAGGAUGCCUUUUUGGACUUCGAAGCGUAUUCGGACGAAUCUUUAGAUGCCGAGAUACCUUCCUUUCCAACAUCAAUGCGAUCACUAUUCGAUCAAGAAUUUGUUGAAUCUCAUGCCUCUUUAUCAGUCUUAUCAUUAUUUUCAAAUGAAGACACGAAUAAGUACAAAAAGGCAAUUGAAUUCCUGCACAAUGACAAUGAUUUCUUGAUAGCUGCUGAAAUGGGCGACGAAAAGAUGUUACAGAUAUUACUAAACCGAGGAGCUAAUAUAAACGACAAGGACCAUUUGGGUCGCAAUGCUCUGCACCUGGCUGUAUGUUCGGGAAACCAAGACUCAGUCUUGUUGCUGUUAAAAGCUGGAGUGACUGUCAAUAUUAAAGACCAUUUGGGCAUGACACCGCUCUCCUUGUGCUUGAUGAGAAGGCCAUCUUGGCGAAUGGCGUCUAUGUUAUUCGACCAUGGCGCUAGACUUAUGCCAAGGUUAACUCCAAUGGACACAGGAUUAUUCCUACAAUUUGUUAUGAUGUGUAUUCCAACCAGAGAAGAAGAAAGAAUACUACGUCUUCUCGUAGAGAAAGGUGCAAUAGUGAAUGACCCUGAUGCACCGGGUGGGCGACAACCUUUACACUUUGCAGCCAUGAGCAACAACAUUCGGCUUAUUAAUAUCCUAGUGGACUUAGGAGCCGAUUUAUAUGCAGUCAAUCACAGAAAUCAAACACCUAAAGAAGUCGCAGCGACAUUCAAUUGUAGAGAAGCAUUUGGUCUUUUGGAGCAAUUCGAAGAGCUCUGCAGUUUAAUUGUUGAUAUCGACGAAGAGGCUUUAGUGGGCUCAAGUUCACGAAGCAUUAUUGGGGAUAAUGUGAGGUUCAAUAACUAAUUUAUCUUUUCGUUUAGUCCUAUCCCUAUUAGAUUUCCAUGUGUAGGUAUAUAAGAAAAUAUCCAUUUCUUUAGGUACUAAAAUCCUGUACUUUGUAAUUUAAUAAAGAAAAAUAAACAACAUACAUCUA
Molecule: messenger RNA, 1917 nt
Organism: Spodoptera frugiperda (fall armyworm)
Lineage: Eukaryota; Metazoa; Arthropoda; Insecta; Lepidoptera; Noctuidae
Product: L-asparaginase
Exons: 6
Coding region: 135-1787 (550 amino acids)
Molecular function (GO): protein binding
Source: RefSeq, a predicted model, not a curated record